AUGAGUGAUAAAUUUCAUAAAUUGAGCAAUAAAUGGACGAUAUCUGAGAAAUAUAAUGCUAGUCAAAACUUAGAUUAUAAGAAAACUAUUGUAGAUAUAUGUUCUUUUUCAACUGUUGAAGAAUUAGGAUUUUAUAGGGAGAAAACUAUUUAUUCAAAAUUGUCUGAUAUUUUAAGUGAACCUUAAAAAUGCAAAAUGUAGUAAAUUUCUUUAUAACAAUAGAUUUAAAUAAUUUAAUGAUGAUAAUGCAGAUAGAAGCAAUUUAAUUUUUUUAAAAUGAUAUUAAACCCUGGUGGGAAGAUGAAAACAAUAAAAAUGGUGGAUUAAUUCAAUUUGAUAUUCCAAUACAACACCAGGCAGUUUAUGAUUCAAUUUAUUAGGAUAUUCUUUUAUAAAUCUUAGGAUAAGCUACACAAGAAUUUAGACAUGUGCGCUAGAUUCCUAAUUUAGAUUAAUGGGUUAAGAGUCUUGGAUAAAAUUAAUGCUAAACAAGAUAAUAGAAUUAGAAUUGAAUUAUGGAUGGAUAUUGAUCCAAAAGAUUAAGAUGAAUCUAUUCCUAAAUUAAUAGAUUGGAUUGAUAGUACUUUGAAGAAACAUAUAAUUGACAUUGAUUAAACUUAAUUUAAUAAAGUAUCUCAUAAAAAAUGA
Paramecium sonneborni is the source of this 648-nucleotide messenger RNA. The record is from the annotation of a GenBank genome assembly. NCBI's taxonomy places the organism in Eukaryota, Ciliophora, Oligohymenophorea, Peniculida, Parameciidae.